AUGGUGAAAAAUGGAGACAGUUCCGGGGAUGAUGAAGGAACAUUCAAGCUACAAUGUGGAAACCUAACUUCGACCACGGAUAAAGGUCUCACUACAUCAUCUACUGUCAUCAUCACCCCACGCGUGAAUGGUUCCGUUGACAAUCAUAACUUCUCUAUUGGCUGUACGUAUACUUCACAUGAUGCAUUUUACUAUGGAGACACUUGGGUUGCCUGUGCUGCACGAGAUGAUCUGGGAAACUACGCGACAUGCGAUUUCACGGUCAACGUCAAAGAUGGCGACCCUCCCUGUUUGGCCUGCCCUGACGUAACUUCCGCCACGGACCAAGGUCUUCGUACAUCUUCCCACAUCACCAUCAACCCUAAUGCAUCAGACAAUACUGAUCUUAGUCCGUCUGUGAUCUGCUCUCAUACAUCCAGUGAUGUCUUCCAGUUUGGAGAUACCAAUGUUACCUGUAAUGCUACGGAUGAAUCAGGAAACAUUGGGACGUGUACGUUCGUGGUUACAGUGCAAGACAGGGAGCCUCCUAUGUUGGAGUGCCAUGUCCAAACAGCCAUCGCGGAUCAACGUCAAAUUGCUAUCAAUGCUUUCAUCCCAUCUGUGUCAGACAACUUAGAUCCCGAUCCGUCCGUUAACUGCUAUCACACACCCAUAGAUCUCUCUAGCCUUGGAGACACUAACAUCACAUGUGAAGCUAAAGAUUAUUCUGGAAACAUUGCCAACUGUACUUUUCUGUUUACUGUACAAAACCCUUGUAAGGUUCCUAAUCCGUGUAUCAAUGGUGAUUGUAGCUAUGAAGGAUCAGGACCAUACCAAUGUGCCUGCCAUGGUCAAUACGAGGGCGAUCAUUGUGACGUCAUUCCUGAACCAACCCUUCCUGUUGAAGUAGCCAAUCAUCCUAAGAACCAAACGGUGAAUAUGGGCACCACUGUACAGCUCACAUGCGGCUUCAACAAUGCUGAAUCUUACGCGUGGUACAAAGAUGGUCAUCCUCUACCCAACAAGACAAAUCAAAGCACUCUAGUUAUACAAUCCGUUUCCACAAGUGAUAUUGGAUAUUACUUCUGCCGAGGCUUUGGAAAUGAACGAUUUUUAGACACGGAGAGGGCAUCUAUCUACGUUGAAGGUGUGACCAACAUCCAACUUUCUAAUUUGAAAUUCAAUCUCACUUCGAAUGAUGUCCUCUCUGAACAAACUUCCGCCCGCUAUCUCGAGAUAUCACUCAACAUCACGAAAUUUGUUCUUGAAGGUCUUAAGAAUGAUGCCGCUUUCAAGGAUAUGUCACCAUCGGUGGUAUGCAACAAGCUCACCCGGCAGGCAGUUGUGAUUGCUGACCUGAAUGUCUACAUCAAGAAUUCCAUUCUGACUGCAUUUCAUGAACUAGAUCUUGUUAGUCAAGUUCUUUACCGAUUGGCUGAAAAUUCCAGUGGUUUUCUCGAUGUCAGCAGUGUAGAAAUCGAGAACACGGCGAUCUGUAAGAAUAUGACAUGGACGUCAUCGCGUUUUGGACUAAAAAUCAAUUUCCUAGAGGGUGAGAACGGAACAUGGGCGAACUCAACAGAACCUACUGAAGUAUGUCCAUUCAACACAACGAACGCCACCCAACCAAUCGGGCGUGCCAUAUGCGUCGGUGAUCUGAUUUCACAGAGUACAUGGCGUCCCAUGGAUAACUGUGGACCAUUCAGAAAUGUCAGCGAUUUACUGAGCCAAUUUUCAGAGGUUGAGGUAUCAGAUGAGAAUGUUGCUAAGCUCAGUGAGGAGGUCAGUGUGUUGACAAGUAACACCGAUGAUAUCGUCUCUGAUGACAUUUCUUCGAUUGCAACUAUAAUUUCAAAUAUUGGUCAAUUUACUCAAACGAACUACAGUGAAAAGGUUACUGCAUCCAUUGUUGCAAUAGUGAGUAACAUUGCUCAGGUUAACUCAACACAACUUGAAUCAGCAUCAGACUCUGUUAGUAAAGUCGUCAGCGUAUUUGAGAAGCGGAUCAAGAGCAUACCUGUAGAGGCCGGUGGAAAUUUUACCAUUCAACAACCAAAUAUUGCCGUGCAGGUCAAAAGUGUAUCUACCAAUGCCAUCUUAAAAGGCCUAGUCCUCUCGUUAACAGGAGACAGAUCUGAUCUGACCAAUUCUGACACCAGCAUCCAAACUUCAAAAGGAGAUCAUGCUGAAGCUACACAACCCAAUAAUAUCGCUGUUGUCAACAUACCAUCUGCGAUUUCUUUUGCUUUACCGUCGAUAUCUAGAGGAAGUUCUAAUUCUGGCGGCUAUGUUCGCGUGAUCUUCAGCGUCUUUUCCUCACCAGCCCUUUUCAUUUCUAAAUCAUUGAAGAACACGAGUGAAGGAACCAACCGAUCUGCUAACACACCUGUAAUAUCACUGAGCAUCGGAAACGAGACGAUAGCAAAUCUGACAGAACCCAUCAAUUUUACGUUUACCCCGAUAGAGACUGAUCUAACGAAUCCGUCGUGUUCAUACUGGGAUGUUGGCUUUCGUGACUGGUCUCAAGAAGGGUGUCAUCUUAUUUCGGCAUCUGGAAUUAGACCACCUGAUGAUGAUAACUGUGAUCCUCCUUCUGAUGAGAAGGAGAAGAUCGUUUGUGGGUGUAACCAUCUCACCAACUUUGCCGUCCUUAUGGAUACUUCCAGAGAGGAUGGGCCUUCUGAGCAAGCAUACGAAGUUCUAACGUACAUAGGAUGUUGUAUUUCAAUAGUAAGCCUACUUGUUACCCUUGCAACAUAUAUAUCAAAUAGAGUUCUGAGGGGAAAACAGACCAACCAGAUCUUUAUUUGCCUGUGCCUGACGUUACUCUGUCUCUACGUAUCGUUCAUUGUCAUGAUGUCCCUGGACAGCGCCAAACGUCAAUGUCAUGUAAAGGCAGGUCCAUGCGGGUUCAUUACAGCGCUCGUUCACUUCUUCGUUCUAUCUUCGAUCACGUGGAUGGGUGUGGAGGGAUACAAUACUUAUCUCAUCAUCGUCAAGAUCUUUGAUACCUACAUUCCACAGUUCAUGGUCAAAGCUGGUGCCGUUGCUUGGGGUAUUCCUGCAAUGAUUGUCAUUAUAACUGGAGCCAUUGCCCAGGACAAAUACGCGCACGAAGAUCUAUGUUUUCUCCAAUUGUGGGCUCAAAUCGGUGGUCUCUUUAUUCCCAUGACAAUCAUCAUCCUGUUCAAUGUCGUCAUCUUUGCCCUCGUCGUCCGUCAACUGAUGAAGUCUUCUAAUGUCGCUGGUCGGGUCGAGAGAGAGGCCAAGGUGGAACAUAGAGAGAGCAUCGAACGGGUUCAAAAUGCAAUCUGUAUCCUCCUUCUGCUUGGUCUUACAUGGAUCACUGGAUACUUUCUGAUGAUGCGAGAAUUCAGUCAGGUGGUUGAGCCCAUCUUCAUUGUACUGAACUCAUUUCAAGGACUGUUCAUCUUCCUGCUCUACUGUGUUCGUAAACCAAUGGUUCGUAAGCAGUGGGGACUGACCUGUCUUGCAGCAAGAAUCAGGAGACAAGAUGUUACCACAUCGAGUAGCGGCACGCAUAGCUCUAAGAAUACGUCCUCGUCAGCAGCAACUGAUGUUGUCCUUGUCAGCAUGAGCAAGAUACCGAAAGAGAAGAGCAUCGAGACAUUCGUGUAAUGCUUUGAGUGGAAAUACUUACAUUUGAUGAAAACGAAUUCCUGAUUGUGUGAUUAUAGUUGUUAAGUAAUUUGUGUUAUGGGAAAUGAAAUACAUCGCAAUUGGAACGAAGAUACAUAAAAGUAAAUUCUUCAAAUAUUUUCACCAUGUUCAAAGGGAUGAUCACAUGGGUAACUUGCUUUAGUUACCAUUUUGACUCAAUUAGACUGGGCUAUCAAUCCAAUUGUAACAUUCCCUGUAAAUCUGAACUUUGGAUAAAAAGAUGACCAACAUGUAUAUAUUUCAUGAUUGAGCGAUUCAACAGUGAACAUAUGAUUUAUUCAAAAGUGUUCCAGAGUGAUUUUUAUUAGAGAGCAUUCCCCCUUAUAUACGGAUUUAAAGAAAAGAUUUUUAUGAAGGAGGAAAUCGUUGUUUGACGUGCAUUGUGCAUUAAAGGAGAGGUCUCUAUUUUGAUGUUGUUACUUUAAACUCUAUCUCUUUAGACCCUAUAGAAUUUUAUAGUAUUUAGUAUUAUAUUCCACAUACUAAGAAUCUUGCUCUACGAUUGGUC
Molecule: messenger RNA, 4168 nt
Organism: Strongylocentrotus purpuratus (purple sea urchin)
Lineage: Eukaryota; Metazoa; Echinodermata; Echinoidea; Camarodonta; Strongylocentrotidae
Product: adhesion G-protein coupled receptor G7
Exons: 19
Coding region: 1-3618 (1205 amino acids)
Biological process (GO): G protein-coupled receptor signaling pathway; cell surface receptor signaling pathway
Cellular component (GO): membrane
Molecular function (GO): G protein-coupled receptor activity
Source: RefSeq, a predicted model, not a curated record